AUGAAAUUCAGUCUAAUCAAAGCUCUCGUUUUCCUCAUUGUUCUCAUGAAGAAACGUCCACUACCAACACCGCCAUCCAGCAGCACCCCAACCAGCAGCCCAUCCAGCAGCACCCCGACCAGCAGCCCAGCAAGCAGCCCAUCCAGCAGCCCAUCCAGCAGCUCAUCCAGUAGCUCAACCAGUAGCUCUACCUGUUCUGGCUCACAUUCAGGCGAUGGCACAUUCUACAAUCCUGGUCUCGGUGCUUGCGGUCAAACAGAUGACGAUCAGUCUAUGAUUGUUGCACUGAAUGCACCAGACUUCGACCCAUCUACACCUAAUGGAAAUCCAAAUAAAAACUCAUUAUGCGGUAGACAAAUUCGAAUUUGCUAUAAUGGAAAAACUGUCGUAGCUACAAUCGAAGAUCGGUGUCCCGAAUGCGCUUCGGGAGCUAUUGAUAUGUCGCCCGCGGUGUUCAAUCAACUUGCGGAUCCCUCAGUGGGCCGUCUUCAUGGUGUACAAUGGGAUUAUAUCUAA
Messenger RNA from Ambispora leptoticha, 516 nucleotides. Lineage: Eukaryota; Fungi; Glomeromycota; Glomeromycetes; Archaeosporales; Ambisporaceae. The record is from the annotation of a GenBank genome assembly.